This is a messenger RNA of Chironomus riparius, 2486 nucleotides long. The record is from the annotation of a GenBank genome assembly. Lineage: Eukaryota; Metazoa; Arthropoda; Insecta; Diptera; Chironomidae.
AUUAGAACUAGCUUUUAGAACUCUGAGAUUUGCUUUAAAAUUGCAUAUUAAACUUUUAUCAAAUAACAAUGAAAUUGAAGUUUUUAUUUCUGAUUUACUGCUCCAUCCAACCAUCAAGCCCGUCACCAAACCCAACAAAGAUCGAGUGCAACUUCAGCAUCAGUAAAUACAGCUUCUGGCUUCUCGGCAACAUUUAUCGCUGUCAAGUCAAAAAUGAUCCACAAAUCUACUCACCAAUGACUACUCAAUCACUAGACAUCAUAGGAACACAUAUCGAUAAGAACAUCAAUGACAAUGUGAUUGGCUUCCAUGCAGCAUCAAAAAGCAUUCAAUUUUUCCCGCACGGAAUUGACAAACAUUUGCCAAAUCUUAAAAUGAUUGAGAUUUAUGACUGCAACCUUAAACAAAUUCUCAAAUCUGAUUUGAAGCCAUUCGCACAGCUUGUGAGGCUUCAAUUAGACAACAAUGACAUUGACAUGCUGGAAGAAGAUUUAUUUGUGAACAACUCGAACCUGGCUUUUGUGUCACUCGACAAUAACAAAAUUUUCUUUAUUUCUGCUGAUAUUUUUGACAAUUUGAUCAAAUUAGUUCAUUUAAGCCUUAAAGCCAACAAUUGCGUCGAUAUGAUUGCCGUGAAUAAUAAAACAGCUGUAACUGAAAUCAUCAAGCAUGUCAAGGAUCAAUGCACCGACAUGGACUUUAAUGUCAUCUCACAAAAGUUCAACAACCUCGAAAAUGACGUCAAAAAAUUCAAAUUUCAAUCUUUUUUGGCUUUUUACAAUAAUUUGGAGAAAUUUGAGGAUGAAUUUAAAGUUUCGAGAUUUGCUGAAGUUUUGUGGUUUCGUGAGCGACUGGAUUGCUUGAAGGACUGGAAAGUUGAGACAUUUUGGACACUAAAGUCUAUGGUUGAUGCGGUUGGACAGAAGUUGCAGGAGUUUGAAGGGAAAAGUGAGAAAAAAUUCAAAGAAAUUGAAAAAUCUUUAGAAAGUCGAUUAAUGGCUAGAAUUCAGGAAGUCGAAGGGAAAAUUGAGGAUAUUUUGAAUGAAACUUGAAUAUUUUUUAAGUUGGUAUAAAAAUUAAUUUUAUUCGAAAUUUGAAUUAAUAAAUUUAGAACUUUUCAUUCAACAUCGCAUGACUCGUCAACAACUUUUAUAGAUUCUAUCAUUUUGGAUUGCAAGCUGCUGAAUCCAUUUUCAAAAUUAAUAAAUUUAUCCUUUAUAACUUCAAAAGCUUCAUUUUGAGAUGCUUUUAAGCUCUUUGACAACUCGACGAAUUUUUCCGAAGCUUUUUGCUCGAAAUUUUGUGAAUUUUCCUUCAAUUUUUCCACAAUUUUCUCAACGGCUCCAAAAAUUUCAACCUUAAAGCUGUUCAAAUUGUCUUCGUUGUCUUUGAGAGCUUUCUGCAAGUUUUCAAGCUUUCUUGAUGUUUCAGCUUCCUGUGCUUUUAUAGACUCUUGAAUGUUGUCAACUUGUGCCUGUAAAGCUUCAAUCUUGUAAGCUUUUAAGUCGUUUUGAAGUUUAUCGAGUUUUGAUUCCAGCACUGCUGCUUUGUCAUUCAAUGCUUUGACAUUUCCUGAAUUUUCCAACUUCGUCACUGUCAUUGUCAGUUCCAAGUUCUUCAUUCCUUGCUCGAUCAGGAGAAGCUUUCCAUUUGAGCUUUCAAGUCCAGGAGCUUUUAAGCUAGUUUCAUCAUUUCUUGUCAACAUCAAAGCUUUUGUAGCUUUUUCUAAAUUUAUAAUUCUCUGAUUUAAAACCAGAACUGAAUUUUGACACAUUUUCAACCCAAAAUCAUGAUUUGCUGCCUUAGUUAAAGCUACAGUUGACUUUUUAUCCACAAUUUUGACUUGAUUGAAUAAAUUUUUAAUUGGUAGAAUCGUGCAUUGAGCUUUAGACUGCCUAAUGACCUCUACUAGAGCUGCUGAGUUGUCCUUAGCGUACAUGUCAAUGCACAUGUUGGAUUGGAGGUCCAAAAACUUCAUUUUUGGCAAAUUGUCGAAAGUUUUUGAAUGAAUUUGAAUAAUUUUGUUCUUUUCAAAGUAAAGAUAAGUCAGGUCUGGAUUGAAGUCAAACAGUCCAUCCUCAAGAACUUCAAUGUCAUUUUCCCAUAAUGCUAAAUAUUCCAACUUUGUGUGUGGCUUCAAAUCAGCUUGAUGAAUCUCCUUUAUCCUGCCAUGCUGAAUGUUGAUUAAUUUUAAAUUUUUAAAUAUUUUUUCGAUGCCGCGCGGGAAAUAUUCAAUAGAUUUAUUUAAGGCAUAAAAUCCGAGGACAUCAUCGUUGGUUUUGCUGACUUCGUGAGUUCCUUGAGCAUCUCUGAUGACUUUUUGGUCUGGUGUGAUGAUGUUGAGUCGGUUGAGGACCUUACAGAAGUAGAUUUGACCAACGACAAGCCAUCUAUAAUGUUCAUAGGAGCAGGUAGCGUCUAGUGACGAUGAAGAGUCAAAUUGGAGCGAUAAGCAGCAGAUAAUAAGGCUGUUAAUAAUGAAAAAU